Botrytis cinerea B05.10 is the source of this 2408-nucleotide messenger RNA. RefSeq lists its product as hypothetical. The transcript is spliced from 3 exons. Gene Ontology annotation, molecular function: protein binding. Bases 132 to 2054 code for a protein of 640 amino acids. The record is from RefSeq and is a predicted model, not a curated record. NCBI's taxonomy places the organism in Eukaryota, Fungi, Ascomycota, Leotiomycetes, Helotiales, Sclerotiniaceae.
GACUUUGGGCUCGUCCUUGAAAUUUCUUUUCAUUCUCUCAAUUGAUUUGAAUCCAUCUCAUAUAUGUUUUCGUGCAGAACAUAAUUAUUUCACGAACUUCGGAACAGAUCUUGUCUUUAUACAUCAUAACCAUGGCAGAAAUUGGGGUCAUUGCCAGUGGCAUGGGCGUAGCCUCGUUAGGGCUCCAGCUGAUGGACGGCAUUAGAAAAUUGAAACAAUUCUGGGAUGAGGUCAAAGAAGCGCCUGAAGAUAUCCAAUAUACCCUCGAAGAACUCGAGACGUUGAGUUUGAUUCUUUCCGAUAUUCAAACAUCUGAUUCAAAUAUGCCGUCGAUUCCUUCAGCUACGGCCACAAGGUGCUUAGAGCUUUGUCGUCGUGGAACAGAUAUCCUCAAUACGACGGUGAAGGAUCUGAACGGGGCUAUCUCCAAACGACGCAAGAUUGGUAGCGCGAAAGUGGUUUUGAAAAAAGAUACGCUCGAGAAAUUUCGGAAUCGGUUAAGAGAUGCGCAAUACAUGCUCAUGCUUUCUCGGCAGACAUACUCGGACGCACUCCAGAUGGAAUAUCAUAAGCUUCAGAUAGAAGCAGUUCAAAGUAAUGCGAAUCGCCAGCUGCAAGAAUUCGAGGAGCUGAAAGUUUCCAUUACACGUUCUGCCGAUGUCAUGUCUAGGACCAUGCUUAGAUCACGCGAUACCGUGGUCUAUGAUUUUCAAAAGAAGAGACCUACGAGAAAUAGGACACGAAAUAAGCUUGAUAAGGAGGCUAAAUACUUUCAUAGGAAGUUCAGAAUUCCUCAGUGGUUUUCAUCCCCGAACUAUACUUGGGACUUCUCUGGGUAUCAAGCACCUUCAGGGUGGACAUUCAACUUCCGACAAUAUUAUACAGUCGAUAGACAAUCGUCGACUUGGGAAUGUGUACGUAAAGGGGAUCUAUCUGGACUCCAAGUACUAUUGCAGAACAAAAAGGCAACCCCCUUUGAUAGAUUAUUCAGCGGCGAGACAUUACUUGAUCUAGCUAGCUCGACGGGAGAUAUUGAUAUGUGCCGUCUUCUACUUAAUCAAGGAGCAGAUCCGAAUGACUCUUUCGCGACGUCUGCGUUGUCGUAUAGUAUCAACCAUUUCAUGGUAGAGUGGAAUCCAUUUUCCUCCAUGAUCAAUGUGCUGCAACUAUUGUAUCCAAUCACUGAAAUUCAUAAUCCAUUAGAAGAUAUACGGGUACUUUAUGAAUAUGACGGUCUAGCUUGGCUGCUUCGUCAUAUUGACCCGACAUUCAAAGAAUGGAGCUUCGAGGAGAGGAUGAUGUUCGCACUGAAAAUUUGUUACAGAACCGUUAGAGUGCUUGAUAGCACAGCUGAAAUUGUAUCACUAAUGCUUCACAAAGACCAGCUGAGCGAGGCUUGCAGAAUGACUAUCCGACGUCAUCCGAUGGGGAUUGAUUGUAAUUUUUUACUUAUUGAGCUUCAUUGUAUCAGUCGUAACAUAAUGGACUGGUUGGAAGAAAAUGAAGAGUCGUAUAUGUAUUCCGACUCAACUCAGCCAAGAGCUGGGAGACCAGGAUUUGGAACGAGUGAUCGAUUUUCAAAGACUGAAUUCGCUACAUCAAUCCAAUGGUUAAAGCGCCUCGUUACCGCGGGGUCAGAAAUUUACCGAGCGUGGUUUUUGUAUCCUUUGUUGGUUAGCAGUCGUUGGCUUGCCGCCCCUGAGUCACCCCUAUUAGAGAUACGUGCAGUUUCUGUGCGCCUUUGGCUUGAGAUACUAUACAACUCCGGUAUUGAUUUACUGAAAUACGGCAAAUUAGAGCAUGAUAAUUUCAUAAAGAGUGACAGUGAAUGGCAUUCGUUGCCCCCUGAAAAAAAUUGUGUUGGUAGGAAAGGUGAGACGUCUUGGGAGUGGGUACAUCUCAUAAGCUUUGUCUAUGGACCAGCUAUUGACGAUUGGAAAUUAUAUUAUUCUUGCAGCGAACCGUGUCGGGACUAUUACGAAAGCUUCCGGCAUUUCUGGGAAAUAGUUGAUCAUCCAGAGAGGGGGAUGCCUGGGGCUUGGGUGGAGUAUUAAUCACGUUUUAAAUGCUCUGUUGGAACGACACUUCAAUGCAGAUGAUAUGGAGAAGGUGGUUGGUGAACGAGAUUAAAGUCUACGUCUUGUGCUGUAGAUGGAGUGUGGCAACAAUUUCUCCUGUUAAGACUAUUCAAGAUUCAAAGUGGAUUAAUAUCUAUCGACUACUAAGUGCGCCACUCGCUAAUUUGAUAUAUCAUCAUCAAUCCAUCACCAUCUACUGCAUUCUUCUGGCUGAUCACCUUGUAUCUUUUAUGCUACAAUCAUGACCUUAAGCUUGAGUCAGAUACUGAGAUAGACGGAAGAUUACAAUCAGCGCAGCCCUACUGAGCAAUGCAUUUGACCCUGGGAAGA